CCACGCCGUAGUCCUACCAUCAGUCACGUGACUAAUCUGACAGUGACAGUGGGGAUAAUGGGGAAAUUCGCUGCGGGAGAGGUAGAGUGGUAUCGAAGAUAAAGUAGAGUGGGGAAAAAGUAUUGAUCUGGCUUCACUGACCUAAUCUUCCGAUUUUAUGUUAUAUUUCGCGAAAAGCGUAUGCGCGUGUAUACAUUAUCAUAUUAUUAUUCGGAGACGGCAUGGCUUGUGAAGCAUGUAACGCGAAGUUCAGUUUCUUUACACGCAAGAAACAAUGUAACGAAUGUUUAAAGUACUUCUGCGCCGAAUGUGUGAUCAAACGAUUGGACAGAAUUUUAAAAUGUCCAACAUGGAAGCAUAACGUCAAUAGUCCUGCUUUGAAUCAAGUGACAGACCCAGACAAUGAACGUACCAAUGGAUCUUGUGAACAGAAACAUAAAACAGAUAAUACAAAUGUCGAUUGUGAUGCAGGGGCAGAAAUUUCAGGAACAGCUGUUGGUACAGAUGAAAGUAGGACACCUGUCAUUUUGACAGAAAGUGAAACACCAGUGAUUACAGAUUCUCAAUGUUCUGAUACAAGUAACAAAGUUUCCACAUGGUCAGAUGGAAUCAAUCUAUCUGAUAUAAACACAUUAUCAGAAUUGGGAUGUUUAAGUGUGAAGCAAUUGAAAACUUUGUUAAGUACGAAUCGGGUGGACUACAAAGGUUGUACAGAGAGGUAUGAAUUAUUAGAUAAAGCCUGGAGAUUAUGGCAAGAGUACAAACAGUCGAAAACAAAUACGGAAACAGUUGAUGAAAAUCUUUGCAAAAUUUGCUGGGAUGAACCAAUUGAGUGCGUGAUUUUAGAAUGUGGUCAUAUGGUUUGUUGCCUCAACUGUGGCAAGCAAAUGUCUGAAUGUCCUAUAUGUAAACAGUAUGUGGUACGGGUGAUAAGAAUCUUUAAAGCUUAACAGGAAAGAAAAUAGUUAGAAAAAGAACAUUUUUCAAGUUUUUGUAAUUUUUUUUACAUAUAUUUUUUGACACAUUAAUCGCAAGUUUAUAAUUUACAAAUACAUAAUACUCCACUUUUGUUAUUACUACUUAAGUAUACGUACUAAUUGGCCAGAGAAAUUUAUGACACUAGUAUUUCCCGUAAGUGCAAUAACCGUGUCUUAAACAAUACAAAAAUAUGGGAAAUGCAACAUGUGAGAGAAGGAAUUGGAUACAAAAAUGUUGCAAUUUAAUGAAUAAGUGGGUAAGCUAGUUGUAUAAUACAUAAUUUAUAUGUCAGUGGUAUAUGUAGAAGUGGUAAUCUUAGUAAUAUUCAGUUAUCAAAAGUACUCAACAAUUUUUGUAUUUGUAUGUAGUAAUUAAAAAUUUUUUUAUCAAAACAGUUUUCCACAUUUGAUCUUUAUAUUAAAUAUAAACGUGAAUAAUUUUUACUGUGCUGACCUUACCACACUGUACAAAAUAUUCAAACCUGAAUAUUAUUGUGAUGAUGGUUUGUUAUAAUAUAUAUAUAUAUAUAUAUUAAGAAUGACAAAUAAACAG
Molecule: messenger RNA, 1530 nt
Organism: Nomia melanderi (Alkali bee)
Lineage: Eukaryota; Metazoa; Arthropoda; Insecta; Hymenoptera; Halictidae
Source: RefSeq, a predicted model, not a curated record